CACCGGAAGUAGCCGGCCUGUUUGACUUCCGCUCCCAGAGUAUGAGCUCCUGGGGUUCGCCCGUUGGUUGUCAGUAAUGCACUAGGAGUUCGAGAGUAUGGAGGCAGCGCGCCCUCCCUCGACGACGGGGAAGUUUGUGGUGGUCGGUGGUGGCAUCGCGGGUGUCACCUGUGCUGAGCAGUUGGCUAUUCAGUUUCCAUCAGAAGAUAUUCUCCUGGUAACAGCUUCUCCUGUUAUUAAAGCGGUUACAAAUUUCAAGCAGGUUUCUAAAGUAUUGGAGGAGUUUGAUGUUGAAGAGCAACCGAAAACCAUGUUAGAAAAUCGCUUUCCCAACAUUAAGAUUAUAGAAUCCGGGGUAAAACAACUAAAGAGUAAAGAACACUGCAUUUUAACAGGAGAUGGCAGUCAGCAUGUGUAUAAGAAACUCUGUUUGUGUGCUGGAGCUAAACCAAAGUUGAUAUGUGAAGAAAAUCCUUACGUAUUAGGAAUCCGUGAUACAGACAGUGCUCAGUUUGCAAAUACAGAGAUUUCUAUUCAGACUUUCAGAAUUGCUCUGAGUAACUUUAAUAUUCCUUUUAGGUAUGAAAUUGAAGGUUGUGAAAUCAUUUGGGCCAUUAAAGAUAAAGCUAUUGGGAAUACUUUCUUCGAUGCAGGAGCAGCAGAAUUCUUGACUUCAAAGCUCAUUGCUGAAAAACCAGAGGCUAGAAUUGCACAUAAAAGAACUAGGUAUACAACUGAAGGAAGAAAACAAACCAAAACUGGUGCUGGUAAUAUGGGCAGUGCCUUGGGACCUGAUUGGCAUGAAGGCUUGAAUCUUAAAGGUACAAAAGAGGUAUGUGUUCAUAUACUAAUUAAACCUAAGAUGCAAUUUUAAAUUCUUAAACCAUUCGUUAAAGACUGGUCACAAAUAAGUCAAACUCUGGUGAUUACAUUUGAGAGUGAAGGUGGUUUGUUUGUUUGUUUUAAAGAGGUAUGGCCUGUAUAUGUGGAAUUGACUAAUGAAAAGAUAUACGGCUGUGAUUUCAUUGUCAGUGCUACAGGAGUUACACCAAAUACAGAACCUUUCCUCUGUGGCAACAAUUUUGAUCUAGGAGAAGACGGAGGCCUGAAGGUGGAUGCUCACAUGCACACGUCUCUCUCUGAUGUCUAUGCUGCGGGUGACAUGUGCACCGCGUCCUGGAGGCCCAGCCCGGUGUGGCAGCAGAUGAGGCUGUGGACGCAGGCUAGACAGAUGGGAUGGUAUGCAGCAAAGUGCAUGGCUGCAGCUAGUUUAGGAGAAUCUACUGACAUGGACUUCAGCUUUGAACUUUUUGCUCAUGUAACAAAAUUUUUUAACUAUAAGGUUGUAUUGCUGGGAAAAUACAACGCACAGGGCUUAGGUUCAGAUCAUGAAUUAAUGCUGAGAUGUACCAAAGGACAAGAGUACGUCAAAGUUGUCAUGCAGAAUGGGCGAAUGAUGGGAGCUGUCUUAAUUGGUGAAACUGACUUAGAAGAAACAUUUGAAAACUUAAUUUUAAAUCAGACCGAUCUUUCAUCAUAUGGAGAAGAUCUGCUAGAUCCAAAUAUUGAUUUAGAAGAUUAUUUUGACUAAAAAAGGCAUUUCAAGAACUACAGAAAGUUCCAAAUAACACAAAGUCACAAUAAGGUAAAUGCACUGAUUAAAUGAAGAAUACAGAAGUGAUAAUGAUUUCAGUGGGAAAAUAUAUGUAAAUUAUUUGAACUUUACAACACAAAACUGACCACUUAUGUAAAUGUAAGGACUUAAGUUACUCAUUUCUGAUUUAGCUAAGUUGUUAUCUACUUAGCCAACAACUUGGUCUGGCAUGCCAGAGUCAUUCUGAUUGUGAAAUCUCAGAGACGGUUAUGGUUUCAGAUUUAUAUUAAUACCUUAUUGUGUUUGGAUUCUACAGGUGUUAUGAGCUGAAAUAACUCCCUGUAAUAAGCCUUUGUAAAAUAUUCCAUAUGAUAACUUCGCUAUCAAAUGUUGGUUAUAUCAAAAGAAAAUAAACAUAUCAAGGCAUAAGAGUUUAAGAUAAUUUUUGAUGUGAAAUACUCAAGUUCAAAUAACUGACAGUAUGAAAUGAGAAAAAUGUAAAAUACUUAAGUCCAGUACUUCAGAGAUAAGUUCCAUAUGUAUAAAAUAUUAAUAAAAUUGUCUUAAACUGUUUUCUUGGAAAAUAAACACCUAUCUCAUGCAUCAUCAA
This is a messenger RNA of Leptonychotes weddellii (Weddell seal), 2204 nucleotides long. NCBI's taxonomy places the organism in Eukaryota, Metazoa, Chordata, Mammalia, Carnivora, Phocidae. The record is from RefSeq and is a predicted model, not a curated record.